AUGUUGUAUUUGUGGGUAUUUUUGUGCUGCAUUUCCUAUUUCAUGGGUUUUUUCGCAGCUUCUGGAAAUGUGGUGAUGAUUGCAAAGAAUGUAACUUUGUCUUUCGACGACGUUGAAGCUCUCUUUGCACCCACAGUGAAAGAGUCUGGAAUAGGUGGGACUGUGAGCAUUGCAGAGCCUUUGGAUGCUUGCUCGUUACUGACCAACGAGAUAGUUGCAAGUAUGAACGGCACCAGAUAUCCAUUCGUCUUGAUUAUCAGAGGAGGAUGUAGCUUCGAGGACAAGGUUAGACGAGCUCAAGCUGCUGGAUUCGAAGCAGCCAUUGUCUAUGACAACGACACCACCGAUUUACGACCAAUGGCUGGAAAUCCUGUUGGUAUAAACAUAAAUGCAGUUUUUGUGUCGAAAGUUUGUGGGGAAACACUUGCUAGCUAUGCUGCUGGUGCAGCUGAUUUGCAGCUGUGGAUAGUCCCGAGCUAUGAGAACCCAGCGUGGUCUAUAAUAGCGCUGUCGUUCACUUCUUUAGCCGGUGUUUCAGCUGUGUUGGCUACUUGUUUCUUCGUGAGAAGGCACCGGUUCAGAGGUGAAAGGCCUCUAGCGCCCCGUGUGAGAGAGUUCCACGGGAUAAGCAGUCGUCUGGUGAAGGCAAUGCCCAGCUUGAUCUUUACAGCUGUUCUUGAAGACAACUGCACCUCUCAGACGUGUGCUAUAUGUCUUGAAGACUACAGUGUCGGAGAAAAGCUCAGGGUCCUUCCUUGUCGACACAAAUUCCACGCUGUUUGUGUCGACACGUGGCUAACGUCGUGGAGAACAUUCUGCCCUGUCUGCAAGCGUGAUGCAAAAACCAAAACCACGAGGCCUACCGCGUCAGAGUCCACACCGUUGCUGUCAGCUUCCGUUCACCCACCUUCGACUUCUUUGCCAUCUUCCCUGGAGUCAUCGUCACCCAUGCAGAUAGGGCCUUCAGUUCCACUCGUCUACAACCUGAGUGAUGCGCCUCGCCUCCAACCCGAGGGUGCUUGUGCAGUGUCGUCUAGCACGACCAACUACACUUCGUUGUCUUCUCUUAACUCCAUCUACAUGCUGCCAUAUAUUCCGGGUGCCGGUAAUGUUUCGUCGGGGUGUUUAGGUUCUUCAAGUCACGAGACGUAGGGAGUUGUCUGCGGGUUUUUGUCGUUUGGUUCGACUCCUUGGGUGCUAUGAAGCUACCUAAUUGUACAUGGUAUUAUAGGGCAAAGUCUUAGAAUCUAG
Molecule: messenger RNA, 1251 nt
Organism: Salvia splendens (bonfire salvia)
Lineage: Eukaryota; Viridiplantae; Streptophyta; Magnoliopsida; Lamiales; Lamiaceae
Product: receptor homology region, transmembrane domain- and RING domain-containing protein 2
Exons: 4
Coding region: 1-1152 (383 amino acids)
Source: RefSeq, a predicted model, not a curated record